Messenger RNA from Papaver somniferum (opium poppy), 995 nucleotides. Its product is annotated as LIM domain-containing protein WLIM2b-like. Gene Ontology annotation, molecular function: actin filament binding. Gene Ontology annotation, cellular component: plasma membrane; actin cytoskeleton. The record is from RefSeq and is a predicted model, not a curated record. Gene Ontology annotation, biological process: actin filament bundle assembly. The transcript is spliced from 5 exons. The coding region runs from base 173 to 790 and encodes 205 amino acids. NCBI's taxonomy places the organism in Eukaryota, Viridiplantae, Streptophyta, Magnoliopsida, Ranunculales, Papaveraceae.
UGGAUUUUUCAAAGUCUUUAUCAUAACCACUUCUUUCUUUCUUUCUUUCUCAUUUUACAAAUUAAAGAGAAAGAAAGAAGAGACAAAUCCAAUUUGUACCCAAGAUCAAUAUUUCCAUUGCUUGGGUUUUGGUUGGAUUUCUCAUAAAAUUAAGAAGAAGAUUUGAUUAAAGAUGGCAUUCAGUGGGACAAUGGAGAAAUGUAAGGCAUGUGAUAAGACAGUUUAUCUGGUUGAAUUGCUGACUGCAGAUGGUAAAUCUUAUCAUAAAUCAUGCUUCAAAUGCAGCCACUGCCAAGGCAAACUCACGAUUAGCACAUACUCCUCCAUGGAAGGAGUUCUCUACUGCAAACCUCAUUUUGAACAACUCUUCAAACAAACUGGUGGUUUCACUGCUAUGAGUUCUCCACAUUCUGGAAAAUCAGAGAAAAAUCUUCUGCCUAGAGCUCCAAGCAAGCUCUCAGCUUUCUUCUCUGGUACACAAGACAAAUGUGCAACAUGCCGUAAAACAGUUUAUCCACUUGAGAAGGUGAGCGUGGAAGGAGAGUCCUUCCAUAAAUCAUGUUUUAAGUGUUCCCAUGGAGGAUGUUCUCUUUCAGCUUCAUCCUAUGCUGCUUUAAAUGGAAUUCUCUACUGCAAGCCUCAUUUUGCACAACUCUUCAAAGAAAAAGGUAGCUACAAUCAUCUGAUCCGCUCAGCUUCUGAGAGACGUAACCCAACCCCUGCCGAAACAGAGCCAGACCGUAAAGCAGAAUCAGAACCAGAACCAGAGCCAGAUACUGCAGAUGAGUAAUCUGCUCAUCUGUAUUCCCCCCGAGAGUGGACAAGAUUUAUCGUUUUUCUCUGAUGUCGGAUUAGGUUGUCUAAAUUUCGUGUUGGAUACUUAUGUUUCCUUCUUCUUGCAUUUUGAUUAUAUUUGUGUAAUAUUCUGAAAUUCGAAGCAUGUACAAGCAAGCAAUGUAACACCAUAUGAAAGUUCAAAAUUUUCUUUUCACCAA